This is a messenger RNA of Manis javanica (Malayan pangolin), 1559 nucleotides long. NCBI's taxonomy places the organism in Eukaryota, Metazoa, Chordata, Mammalia, Pholidota, Manidae. The record is from RefSeq and is a predicted model, not a curated record.
GGCGGGGGGGCGGGGCCGGGGACGGGUGGCGUACCGGCGCCCCUUCCCUAGUAUGCGGACGAAGGCGGCAGGCGGCGCGGAGCGGCGUACCCUGCAGCCGCGAACCGAGGCUGCGGCGGCGGCGGCACCUGCCGGCCGAGCAAUGACAAGUGAGUACAGCUGUGGGAAACUGAGAAGCGAUUGCUCGAGACCCUCCCUGAAAUUAAGCCGAGCUCAGAGCAAGAUGAGAAGACCUAACUUGUUGUUAAAAGACAUCCUCAAGUUUAUAUUGCUUGUGUUUGGAGUAUGGAUCCUUUAUAUCCUCAAGUUAAAUUAUACUACAGAAGCAUGUGACAUGAAAAAAAUGCAUUAUAUGGACCCUGACCGUGUAAAGAGAGCUCAGAAAUAUGCCCAGGAAGUCUUGCAAAAAGAGUGCCGACCCCAGUUUGCGAAGGCAUCGAUGGCACAGUUGUUUGAGCACAGGUAUAGCUCAGACUUACUGCCUUUCGUGAAGGAGGCCCCCAAAGAGGACGAAGCUGAGUACAACAAGUACAGUCCUCCUUUUGGAUUCCGGAAGUUCUCCAGUCAAGUCCAGACCCUCUUGGACAUGUUGCCUGAGCACGGCUUCCCUGAACACUUGAAAGCCAAGAGUUGUAGGCGUUGUGUGGUUAUUGGAAGUGGUGGAAUACUCCAUGGACUGGAACUGGGCCAUGCCCUGAACCAGUUCGAUGUUGUGAUAAGGUUAAACAGUGCACCAGUUGAGGGAUAUUCAGAGCAUGUUGGUAAUAAAACUACUAUAAGGAUGACUUAUCCAGAGGGCGCGCCACUGUCUGACCUUGAAUAUUAUUCCAGUGACUUGUUUGUUGCUGUUUUGUUUAAGAGUGUUGACUUCAACUGGCUUCAAGCAAUGGUAAAAAAUGAAACCCUGCCAUUCUGGGUGCGACUUUUCUUUUGGAAGCAGGUGGCAGAAAAAAUUCCACUGCAGCCAAAACACAUCAGGAUUCUGAAUCCAGUUAUUAUCAAAGAGACUGCCUUUGACAUCCUUCAGUACUCAGAGCCUCAGUCAAGGUUCUGGGGCCAAGACAAGAACAUCCCCACCAUGGGUGUCAUUGCUGUUGUCUUAGCCACACAUCUGUGCGAUGAGGUCAGUUUAGCAGGCUUUGGCUAUGACCUCAGUCAGCCCAAAACACCUUUGCACUACUUCGACAAUCUCUGCAUGGCUGCCAUGAACUUCCAGACCAUGCAUAAUGUGACUACAGAAACGAGGUUCCUCCUCCAGCUUGUCAAAGAGGGCGUGGUGAAGGAUCUCAGUGGAGGCAUCCAUUGUGAAUUUUGAACACAGAAAACAUCACUUGAAAAUGCACCCCCAACUCUGAGGGCUGUUUUUCAUAGCCUUCUUCAUGCAUUUCUUCCUGCAAAUACUUUGAAGUGCAGCUGGUGUUUUUACCGUUUAAUUUAAAAAACAAAAGACAGUUUAACUCUUCCCACUUUUCUCCCCUAUUUAUUUGUGGUCAGUGUUUUGCACAAAACUUUGUAAGUUAAUUCUGAGAAUUGAAUGGGAAAGAACUUUUCACAGAGAA